Radiomyces spectabilis is the source of this 1275-nucleotide messenger RNA. RefSeq lists its product as uncharacterized. The record is from RefSeq and is a predicted model, not a curated record. Gene Ontology annotation, biological process: regulation of DNA-templated transcription. The transcript is spliced from 3 exons. Gene Ontology annotation, molecular function: DNA-binding transcription factor activity; sequence-specific DNA binding. The coding region runs from base 109 to 1086 and encodes 325 amino acids. Lineage: Eukaryota; Fungi; Mucoromycota; Mucoromycetes; Mucorales; Radiomycetaceae.
CUUUCUUCUCUUAAUACUGCUUUAUUUAUUACGAAAGAGACAAUCUUUGUAUUGCCCCUGUCAUCCUAUUUUCUUUAUCCGUUUUAAUUUAUUCACAGUUGUGCCAAAAUGUCUUGCUCUUUAACGUCAACCUCGUCCUCCUCUACAUCAUCACCACAGAACGAUACCCUUCAUGAAUCGUCGACGUCUGUUCAAAACGAAGUCCAACUAUCGCCAUCAAAAUCGAGUCGGUCUUCAAAUCACAUCCAUCCUCAUGAAGCCACCAAAUAUGAUCUUCAAGAUCUAGUUGAACAAUACAAGUCACAACCGGAAUUACUAAAACUCAUCCUCAUCAGUAAAGUUGAGGAAGACAAACGGCGAGCGGAAGAAGCGAAACUGCGUGCCAAAGAACUAGAUGUUUAUCUUCACCAGCAACGGCGGCAAGCAUUAAGCAGUUCUGAUGUGGAUUCUGAUAAAGAAUGGAUCAGUUCCAAAAGCAGAUCAAGUUUGAAAAUGAAAAGAAAACGACGUUCUCCUUGUUCUGUACGCAAUACAGGUGGUUUAGCGCCUUAUUCCACCCGCAGCAAAUCAUAUCCGCAAGAUGAGAACUACAUCCAGCAACAACGUCGUCACUCUGCAGCUGCUGCCAUGCUGGCCAUGGGUACACUCAGAAUUCCCCCUUCCUGCUCCGAAACCGCCAGCGAUACUGAUUCCGUUGGAUCCUCCACUUCCUCCCAAUCUCCGACCACACCAAGUUCUCAUAUGAGUCUUUCCGAUCCAUAUGGCUUCCCUGCACUGAAACCUGAUACCGAUGCAGCAGAAGACAAUGAUCACCACAAACCUCGCAGAAGAGAAAUGCAAGCCAUUACUAAAAUUGUAGAGACGCGCGAGUUUCCCUACAAUGACAAUUACUUUUGGAAAAAUAACGGCAAUACCACGCAAAAGAAGACUGGCUGCAAGAGUAUUUAUUACAAAUGCUCCAACAGUAACAAGGGCUGCCUAGUGAAUAAGACGGUUACUGCUAGACCAAAUGGCGAAUACCUAAUUAAAUAUCGGGGAUCUCACUUGCCGGAAUGCGGGCGAGUCGAGCGGGUUUGCGAUUUAUGACGGGGCGGAAAUUGGACAUGGUGCCUUGAUGGUUUAAAGUUUUUAGUGACCUUUUUUUUUUCUACACCUGUUUCGUGUUGCUCACAUGACGUCAAGUCAAAGAACCAUCAUCAGAAAUAAUAAACAGAAAAGAACAAUACAUUAUGUCUGUCGGAAAUAACUGUUAUUAUAACACUAGUGUCAUUAACC